UUGGUCCCUUCACUGGAUUGGACAGAAGGAAACCCAUAUGAAAAAGAAGGAGCUGGGAUACCGAUGGAAAGAAUGGUGGUAGAUAAUGUUGAUAGCAGUGCUGUCAUACCUCCUGAGUAUGCUGAUCCUCAAAUUCUUACUCCGAUGCUGGGACAAAGAUUUAAGACUGAGAGGGAUGCCUAUAAUUUUUAUAAUGUUUAUGCUGUUAGUAAAGGAUUUGGGAUACGACUGGACAAAGAUCGCAUGAAUACUAAAAAGCAGAGAACAAUGCGGCAAAUAUGUUGUUCUCACCAGGGGAGGAACCCAAAAACCAAGAAGCCUUCCGUUCGAAUUGGGUGCCCAGCAAUGAUGAAGAUAAAUAUGUCUGGAGCUGGUAGUGGCUGGUCAGUAACAAAGGUUGUUUCUGCGCACAACCAUCCUAUGAAAAAAAGUGUAGGAGUUACUAAGAAUUAUCAGUCGCACAAUCAAAUAGAUGAGGGGACUCGUGGUAUUAUUGAAGAGAUGGUAGACAGUAGUAUGAGUCUUACAAAUAUGUAUGGUAUGUUGUCUGGGAUGCAUGGCGGACCUUCCAUGGUUCCAUUCACGAGAAAAGCUAUGGAUAGGGUUGCUUAUGCAAUUAGGCGGGAUGAGAGCAGCGAUGACAUGCAAAAAAACACUUGAUGUCUUGAAGGAUUUGCAAAAAAGGAGCAAGAAUUUCUUUUAUAGUAUACAAGUUGACGAGGCUUGCCGUGUGAAGAACAUAUUUUGGUCUCAUGCUGUGUCCAGAUUGAACUUUGAGCAUUUUGGUGAUGUCAUCACAUUUGAUACUACCUACAAAACAAACAAGUAUAAUAUGCCCUUUGCACCAUUUGUUGGUGUAAACAAUCACUUUCAGAGCACCUUCUUUGGUUGUGCCCUGCUUAGAGAAGAGACUGAAGAAUCAUUUACAUGGUUAUUCAAUACAUUCAAAGAGUGCAUGAAUGGGAAGGUUCCUAUUGGAAUAUUAACAGACAAUUGUCCUUCCAUGGCAGCUGCCAUUAGAACAGUAUUUCCCAAUACAAUCCAUCGUGUGUGCAAGUGGCAUGUACUGAAGAAAGCAAAGGAAUUUAUGGGGAACAUAUACUCCAAGCGUCAUACAUUCAAGAAAGUAUUUCAUAAGGUUCUUACGCAGACACUAACAGAGGAGGAGUUUGUUGCGGCUUGGCACAAACUGAUUAGAGAUUAUAAUCUGGAAAAAAGUGUUAACUUGCGUCACAUAUGGGACAU
Molecule: messenger RNA, 1245 nt
Organism: Oryza sativa Japonica Group (Japanese rice)
Lineage: Eukaryota; Viridiplantae; Streptophyta; Magnoliopsida; Poales; Poaceae
Source: RefSeq, a predicted model, not a curated record